This is a messenger RNA of Branchiostoma belcheri (Belcher's lancelet), 687 nucleotides long. RefSeq names its product protein C9orf69-like. Lineage: Eukaryota; Metazoa; Chordata; Leptocardii; Amphioxiformes; Branchiostomatidae. The record is from RefSeq and is a predicted model, not a curated record. The transcript is spliced from 2 exons. The coding region runs from base 30 to 449 and encodes 139 amino acids.
GAAGAAACCCAGACGGUAAGACGGACACCAUGCCGUUUUUCCCCGCGCGUCGCACGCGCACCUUCUCCGGACCCCACUCCACCUGCCUCCAAACCGCCAACACAUACGCUCGCAGGCUGCACAGGUCCAAGGCCGACAAUGUGGCCUCGUUCGAGAUCUACCACCGCUGUCACCCCAUGCACGGCCUCCUGAGACUGGUGCUGUACCUGAGCGCUGCUCUCUUCACGCUGGCAGCCUUCGUGUUCUGUGGGAUAGUCUUCAUGUCAGAGUACAUCUUCAUACAGCUUUUCCUUAGAUUCCAGUACAAGCUAACAGUUCUACUUAUUCUGAUGGGCAGAAGAAGAAUAGACUUUUCCAAGAUCAACACCUUGAUUAUCUAUUAUAUCCACUUCACCAUGCUGCUAGUAGGAGGCUUUGGGUGGUGUUCUCUCAUGUUUGUGGAGUUAUGACAAAAUAUACAACACUGCAAUGACUUACUAGUAUAGUAUAUAAGAAACAAAACCUCAACCUGCAAUUUGUACCCAAAACCUUCCCCUAUAUUGAGUCUGAAAAACCAAUACAUAGUGCAGGUAUUGGAACUAUUGUGUUACACCUUAUUAAAGGCUUGUACUCAAGAAAACCACAGAAAUGUUGCAUUCCAUUUAGUUACAAUUUAUCCCUAACUAACAUAUUACCGUAUAGUCGAAG